UUUGUGAUUAAGUGACUGAUGGGCACAACAAUCUUUUAAAUCGGCCAUUAGGCUAUAAAAGACCGCUGCAGUCUGCAGAGGCGGAGAGACGAAACAAUUAACGGUAGGCCUACGUUAAUGGGCAAUUGCGUAUCUUUAAUUUACAUCCACAAAACCUGCUUAUUUGCCACUGACAUGCUCAGAUUAUUAUUCUAAGUGUCUGACAACAUUAUGGAAAGGAUUCCUACUGAGGUCGACACGUUUGUUAUAGAGUAAAUACUUUUUAUUUAACCUCUUUAGUUUACGUAGAAAAAAUAUUGUUUAAUAUUCACUGCACGUUAAAACAUUUACUUGAUCGGACUCAAGCUUGGAUAUUUGGACACUAUUUAUGAUAAAACUAAAUUCUUAUUUGUGUUCAAAUAGAUGCAAUUGACAGCGUCCGUUAGGACUCGUCCAAACGUGCGCGCAUUUGUAGAAAUAUCGAUUUAGUUUUCAAACUAUUUCGUCAUACAGAAUGCAUACUCCAUGAAUUAUGCGAUCUGAAGAGCUGAAAGAGUGCCCAUUAGCGCGCUCUGUCUGUUUCUCUAUGUGGUUUGCGUUUGUUAGGACGGUAGUUUUUACGGUCUAUGGUUAGAGCGUUUACAGCUGUCAAUCAUAUUACGUGACCAUAAUCCUGCCUUCUGCAUGACGCGGUUCCCUGUACACUUUCUCAUCUGAGCUCCGAGGAAAAAAAACACACAAACAUUUCAUAUGAAACUGAAGACAAUUAGCUGUCUGAUCGGCAGGUCAACUACCUGUAGUGUUUGUGGAGAGAAGAAAAUGUGAAACUAUUUUUAAUUAUAGUUAUAGUUACAUGAUUUGCUAUGAAUUGGGUUUCUUGCAUUGGUCAGUUACUAACCAUUAACUUACACUGUGUCCUUAACCAGGUGAUUCUCCUGACAGUAGGCUACACUGGAUAAAGAAUCAUCAUGUCUGCCCGACUUCGAGUUAUACUGGAAGAAGAAAUUCGCAAGCUUUCCUUGCCUUCAGGAAUACCGCAGACUCUAGAGGAAUUGAAGCAUAUUGUACAAGAAACAUUUGCAAUACACCAAGAUUUUAGUUUUCAGUUCCAGGACCAAGAUUUUAAUGGUCAGUUUUUUACUCUCCUUGAAACUAAUGAAAUAAAGGACAAAGACACCAUCAAGGUGGUCCUUGCUGAACCAGUUAUCACAGUAACUUUUCAAGAUUCUUCUGAGGAUCAAGGAGUCCUGGAUAGCUUUGAUAGCAGUUGCACUGAGUUAUUGGAAGAUGUUGGUUCCUGCUCCACUGCAUCCAGCGAUACCACAAUUCUGUCUUCUCCAGGUAGCACCUCCUCCCUUCGUUCUGUGCCUUGGCCAGCUCAGUUUGUAAUUCCUACCUUUUCUUUUGACACGGAGCUCAUUCUUCAAGCAGCAAAUGAAGCUAACCUAAAGGAAGGAACCUUACUUUGCAAUCCUGCUGUAAAAUCCAACAUUCUGGACAAACUAGCAGAGAGCAUCUUUGUCUACACCGCCUAUCCAUCAAGUGCACAAAGGGAGCAGGUUGCUGAGGCCCUGGUUAUGAAACACCCAUGUUUGAGGGACCCAGUAUCCUUCAAUGGUUUAUAUAGUUGGCACAACAGCCUGAAGUACAAACUUGGAAAUUUCAGAGCAAAGGUGAAACAUCUUGGAAUACCAGAGCUAAAUGUCAACUGUCUCAAGAGAAAGUCAGCUGCAGAUAAAACCCCAGCAAAAAACUUAAAAAAAGCAAAGAAAUCUGAGGUAAACUAUCUCCCGCCUCAUCCUCAAGGCGAAACUGAUACAUCCCUUGAAAAGGAGAGAGUGGAGCUUCUCUAUGAGUACAAGAAGAGAGACAACAACAGUGUCAUUAAUGAGAAGAUGGCAAAAACCUUCUCACUGCGUCGUAAAGAUGUGAUCCAGAAACCAAUUAUUAUUGACUUAAAUGCUCGAUGGCCUGCCCUGUUUGAGUUUUCCCAGAUCGAGGAGGAAUUCCGGAGGAUCACACUGAAGCCACUACAGUCCACAUUCUUUGGGAAGUUGGACGAAUACACGCCUAAAUUGUUGAGACUCUACAGGAGGAAGGGAGGAGCUGUUGGGAAGAAACUUGAUGAGACCCUUGAAAUCAUGAAUGAGGACAACAGCAUUGAGUCCAGAAGAGAAUCUGUGAUCAGAGGCCUCAUUCUCUACCUUGGUGAAAAGACAGAGGAAUUAUUCAAUGACUACCAGGUUUGUGAUGACGACGAUGCUGCAGCCAUCCAAGAGGCCAUCACUUCAUUUGUACUCAACAUCUUUGUGGUCAGCAAAGCCAGGGAUGGAGGUCUCGAGAAGAAAGCUGGAAUAGCCAUUGAGGGAGUAGAGGUCCUUUUUGGCAUUCCCAGUGUAGCACAUGCUUGCUCCUACCUUAUGGGCCUUAUUUAUGCAUUGGAACUAAGCUACCCAAAGAAACUUAAAUACACCUUUGAGGUAUUUCAGAAGAUCUUCCUGGAGCUGGAGGAUGUUAACAAAAACAUGUCCUCCAAAAUCCACGAUCUCAAGAUCAGCUUACUGGCCUAAAAGCGAUACAGACAUUGGGUGAAGUUAGAGGGUUUGAGUUAGGUCCCUCUGUUAAAGUUUUACAGUUCAAUUUCUCAGGUUCUCCUAAUGCACUCUCAAUAGUAACUACUAUCGCAUUUUCAUAUAGGGACCAUGUUUUGUAAGUCUGUUAAUGAGCAUUUGAAGGAAACAUGACUGUGAAGAAGUGAGAAACGCAUGAGUCAUGGAAAACAUUUUGCACAAUGUGAAUUUAUUGUAAUUUUAUUUUGAUAAGCUACUAACCUACCCAAAGAAACUGAAAUGUAGGCUUUCCAGAAGAUCUUCCUGGAGCUAGAGGACAGGAACCAAAAAAUGUUCCCCAAAGUUCAUGAUCUCAUGAUCAGCUUACUGGCCUUACAUUGUUGAAUGUAGAGGGUUUGAGUUAAGUCCCUCUGGUAAAAUUUUACUGUUCAAUUUCUCAGGUUUUUUUCAAUUCUCAAGUUACACUAAUCCUGUUUCAUAUAGGGACCGUGUUUGUGAGUCUGUUAAUGUUAAAGGUGCAGUUGAAGGAAAGAUGACAGUUAAGAAGUCAGAAACUAUAUUGCACAAUGUGAGUUUUUUUUAAUAGAAACCCAAAGAAACUGAAAUGUAGUUUUCUUAGAAGAUCUCCAUUUUCACACGGGGAUCAUACAUGGGAUCAUAAAUGUGAUCAUACAUGUGCAAGCGUGUUGUUUUAAAGUCUUAAGAGUAUGUUACUGUACAGGACUGAAAAACGCAAUUUUAUAGAAAAUAUUCUGUAAAUGUCUCUGAAUUGUUUCUUCUGAAGACAAUAAAUUUCCUCUAGCACCACAAUGAAGCACAAUUUUAUUGUACACAAUGUCUCAACCUGUGAGGUGGAUGUAUUUUAUUAUACUUUGUUUUAUACUGACCUUGUCAGUUUUUACUAUCAAAUGGCCAAAAUGUCAGCUUUAUGUAAUGUAAUAACUAGAUUUCCAUAUUUGAUGAAUACAUUCUACUGGCAUUCUGUUUACAAGUACCAGUGUUGAACUUUUACUAUAGUAGUAAAAUAAUUACAUUUACAGUAUAAUUUGCAUUUAUACUUUCAGUAGAAAUACUCAGUUGAUAAUUAGAAUAUCUGUGUACAUGUAACUUUAAAAUACACAGUAGAUCCCACUUGAAAUUUGUAAUAUUGAAAUGCAAAAAUUAAGUUGGAUUCAAUCA
Molecule: messenger RNA, 3728 nt
Organism: Megalobrama amblycephala (Wuchang bream)
Lineage: Eukaryota; Metazoa; Chordata; Actinopteri; Cypriniformes; Xenocyprididae
Exons: 5
Coding region: 948-2549 (533 amino acids)
Source: RefSeq, a predicted model, not a curated record